This is a messenger RNA of Ascoidea rubescens DSM 1968, 3747 nucleotides long. RefSeq lists its product as uncharacterized. NCBI's taxonomy places the organism in Eukaryota, Fungi, Ascomycota, Saccharomycetes, Ascoideales, Ascoideaceae. Gene Ontology annotation, molecular function: protein serine/threonine kinase activator activity. The transcript has a single exon. Bases 102 to 3599 code for a protein of 1165 amino acids. Gene Ontology annotation, cellular component: nucleus; Dbf4-dependent protein kinase complex. The record is from RefSeq and is a predicted model, not a curated record. Gene Ontology annotation, biological process: regulation of cell cycle phase transition; positive regulation of nuclear cell cycle DNA replication.
UCCCUUUCCUUGCUGUCAAUUGGGCGUCGAAAAGGACUCCUGAAUAAAUGUACCACCAAUUGUACCAGCCUAUACGUCCGCAUCCGCCACACCCAUGACUCAUGCAGAAUCACGUGCAGAAAGCGUACACGCAUGUGAUGCAUGCCGGGGCCAACGCACUCCUGCGCUCCGUUGCACGUGCCGUAUCCGCGGCCGGUGUUAUCUUGCUUUUUGUCCCAGGUCCUACGUUUGAGAGUGCUUCACAGCUUCUUCCUCUUUUGCACACAACGUUGCUUCCUCUUCUUCCUCUGGGUCUCCAGCACAAAAUGUAUCCCACCAACGUCUCCAACAAUGUGCUAUCUGUAACCAACACAGCAUCCUCUCAGGCGUCUUCCCAGGUCCAAAACUACUCUCAAACUCCCUCCCAUCCCACUUUUAUUUCCAAUUUCAUUACUAAUUCUGGCUCCAACUCUAACAACUCUAACAACUCUAACAACUCCAAUACCCUAAAUAACUUGUCUGCUUUGAGCAAUCCAAACAAAACAGUCAACUCAAACAACUUAGCCAAUUCAAGAACCCCAAACAACACAAAUUCAAAGGUGAAUGGCCUGAAUCAUGCUCAUAAUGCCUAUCUCGAAAAGUACAAUUUGAUAAUAGAUAGGUUAUCUGAUAAGUACAUGACUUGGGAAAUUUACUGGGAUAUUCCUUCCUCUUAUUUCAGUGAUUCGACUAUCAUCAACAACAAGCUAAUUGAUCCCUUGGUAUUAAGACAGAAUCAUGAUGUCUUCAAAUUAAUAUUAAUUCAAUUUCCCUUCUUUAAAAAUUUAAAUAAUUUUACUAAAAAGAUGAAACUCGGCUUUAUCAAAUUAACUCCUUUAAAUAAAAGCUUGAUUCUGAAAUUUCCUUUUCAAUUUAAUGAUUUAAAUGUUUUCAUUGACAGUUUUUUCAAUCCCUUUGUUAACUACGUCAAUUUCUUAAACAAAUCUCUAAUCGUUCCCAUAAUUAACAUAAUCCACAAUAUCUCAAAGCCCUUUAUUGAUAUCAAAUUCUUUUUGGAUUAUUUCAUUACCGUAUCAAAUCAAUCAACAAAAUAUUGGUCUGCCAUCUUAAGAAAAUUUAUCGAAAUCCAAUUUUACAUAAAUCUAGGAAACUUUUUUAUAAAUGAUUCAAUUAAUAAUCCAAACAUUUAUAACUCUAUUUUCAAGAAAUUCUUUGACUGGAUAAAAACUUUAUCAAUCGAUAGGUCAAAUUUCAUAAUUUCAACUGAUUUCUUGAAUAAUUUCUUAAAAGACCCUCUCCAAUUCUUAUCCCACAAUUUAAAAAUCUUGAAAAAUUUCCAGAAAAUUUAUCCCUCUUUUCAAAAUUUCUCCCAAACUUUAAAAAAUUAUUCCUAUGUCUAUAAUACAAUUUUGAAAUUUAAUAAAUUCUAUCAAACUAAUGCUAUGAUUAAAAUCUUAAACUGGAGAUUCAAUCAAUCCGACAUUGUCUCUUUUCAAAAUUUCCAAAAUUUUUAUUUAAAUGUAAUAUUAGCUUACACGAAUAAUGACCUAUCAACUUCUAUCCAUCUAGUCUUAUUUUCAAAUUACUUAUUCAUAACAAAAUUCAAUCAUGAUACAUUCACCUUCAUUCCUCUACAAUCUCCAAUUCCUCUAAAAAAUCUAAUCAUUAAAAGAUAUGUCAAUAUUAAUCUUUUAUCAAAUAACAAUGCAAUUAUCAACAAUAAUAUCUUGAAUUUAAAUCUAUCUAAAAUUGGCUUUAUAAAUACUUCAAUUAAACAAAAUCCAAACAGGUACAGAAAUUCCGUAAAUGAAUUUAUCUGCUAUAUUGAAGACUAUAAUUUCGAAUUCCAAAAAUUUUUAGAUUGGGAUUUCUUAUUAUCCAAUUCUAUUCAAAUUAAUAUAAAUAAUAACAUAAAUAUCAAAAAUAUCUUUCCUAGCAAUUCUUUAGAUCUUGAUAUCGAUUCAGACACAGAUUUCUCUGACAUUUUACAAAAUUUGAUUUCAAUUAAUUGGAGAUCUUUUUUUUAUCCUAUAAAUUCAGAAAAAAAAUGCGAUGACUUGGAUAUUGAAACCCAAAAUCAACAAUCUCUUCUCUAUGAAAUCAUUAAACGACAAUUUUCUUUUUUUUACUACAUAAGAAUCUUUAUCGACGAUGGAUGCCAAUAUUGUGAUGAUGAAGAUGAAUCAGGCAAUAUCUUUUAUCCAUUUAAAAUAGAUUUCUUCUUGGAUAAUUGUUUCGAAAAUUUAAAUUCCCUUUUUUUUACUUCAUUUAAAGAAAAAUUGAUCGUACCUUUAUUUAAAUUGCUUUAUCAGUCAAAAGGCUCCAUUUUAAACGAUUUGGCAAUUUUAUCAAUCUUAAAAAACUGGCUACUUAUAUCCUUUAAAAUCUGGAAUAAAAUUUUAAUCAAAUACUCAAAGGUCUCUCUCUUCUUAAAAUGUGCAAAUUUAAUUAUCUUCAAUAGUAUCGAAUCUAAAAACCUAGACUUCCUAGAGAGAUACUUGGAAUGGUUCAAAGGAAUGGAAGAAUAUUUAAUCUCAAACUCAAUUAUUGAUUAUGAUUUUUUUCAAAAUGAAGGCACAAUUAAUAAAUCGGAAUUUAGAGGCUUUCCAAUAAAACCUUAUCAUCACAUUAAUAACAAUUUAAAUCUAUUAAACGAUUUGUUAAAAUCUUAUAAUACAGUUCAAGAUUUUAAUAAUCAAAUUCAGGACCAAACAGACAAUUCUAAGGAUGUUAAUAUGCCUAACAAUGAAAACAAUGAAAAUAAUGAAAAUAAUAAUGAAAAUAAUAAUGAAUUAAAAAUAAAAAGUUGCGAAGAAUUAAUUGAUUCAAUUACCAAAGCAGAUAGUAAUUUAUCAACUUUAAACCAAUCUUUGGAAGCUAAUUUUCUUUUAAAAUAUUUGGAUAUUAAUAUUAAUAACAAAAAUAUAUUAGAAUUGAAACUAGAAUCUAUAAUUAAGGGAAAAAUGGCAAGCACGGAAUAUCCUUAUGACUUUAAACAAACAGAAGUGAUUUAUUAUCUAAAAGAUAACAUCAUGACAUUUGAAGACCAAGUUUUUAUCUUCAUUUUAAACAAAUACUUGAUAGUUUGCAAAAUUUUAAAACUAAAAAAUGACUCAGAUCCAAUAAACGAGUAUGAAAACUAUGAAGGCGCACAUUUUAGUGUUACCGAUGAUAUUGAUUAUGAUAGUGAUGUGAACAUAAGUGACGAAAUGGAUAUUGAAAUGGAAAAUGGCAUAAAAACAGAAAGAAAUUAUGAUAUGGUCAAUAAUAAAGACUUUGAUACAAAAAAUAUAAAUGACUAUCAUAAUGAACAUAAAAAUGAUACUCAGAAACUUGAUGAAUAUGCUUAUUUCAAAUUAUUUGAAAAAUUUCAAAUAGUUGCGUUAAAUGACUUGAAAAUUAAAAAAUACUCCACUUUUAAGAAUCAGUCUCAUAUAUUAACAAACAUUGAAAUAAUUGAUAAAAGCAAACAUAAUGAAAAUGAUAACACAAUGAUGGAUAGCCAGAAUAAUUCUCCUGUUAAUACUAAUAAUACAAAUAGAAAAAAUUCCAUUGAGAAAACAGAGGGGAAUUUUUAUACCAUAAUAGAUAACGCAAAUAUAUUUGACAGGUUUUUAUAAGUAAAAACUGAAACUUUUUUAAUAUCAUCUUUUUGUUUCAAUUUCAUUUAUAUUUUAAUUUUAAUUUUAAUUUUUAUUCUCAUUUUUGUGGUUUUAUUCUCAUUUUAUUUUAAUUCAUUCUUUAUUUUUUAUUCCAACAUUUUUUUUC